AUGCCUUUAAUAACUUUCACAGGGCUUCCAAGCUCAGGAAAGACUGAGUGGGCCAAAAGGUUGCAAAAUGGUUUACAGGAAAGAAUAGACCGUGCAAAAGAGAUGAAGGAAAUAGGCUGCAACUACUCUGUUACAUAUCAUUCAGAUGAUACGCUAGGAAUUUCACAUUCUGCUUACAUCGAUUCUAAUUCAGAGAAACGUGCAAGAGGAAGUCAAAUGUCUGCCGUGAAAAGAGAUAUAUCCCCAACUAACAUUGUUAUACUCGACUCGUUGGCAUAUAUAAAAGGGUUUCGAUAUCAGUUAUAUUGUGAAGCCAAAGGACUUCAAACACCACAUUGUGUAAUUCAUACACUCACAUCGUUAGAGAAAUGCAUUGAAUGGAACAAUAACCCAGAAAGAGUGAAUAAAUGGAAUGACGAUAUAAUCAGGCAACUUGAUAUGAGAUACGAGGAACCUAACAAUAACUCUAGAUGGGACUCUCCGUUGUAUACGAUUGUUCCCGAAGACGAAAAUGAAAAGCUACAAAUAGAUGACAUAUGGGAUACUAUUGUUAUGAAAAAGGCGCCCCCUCCAAAUGCAGCAACUGUGAUCAAGGCUACUUCAGGCAAUGAUUUCUUACAAGAAUUAGAUAAGCAGACCCAGGAGGUUAUCUCUAAAAUUUUACAGCAUCAGCAAAUAAAUAUAGGUGGUUUCGUCAACAUAGACAAGGAGCAUGACUUGAGAAUUAUGAUGCCUCCAUCUCUGGUUAGUGUUUCCCAACUUCAAAGGAUCAGAAGGACUUUUGUAAGUUUGAAUAGAAUGAGAAACAUAGAUAUUCCCAGGAUAACAGCAUUCUUUGUUGAGUAUGUGAAUAGAAGUUUGAACAUGGAAGAUUGA
Priceomyces carsonii is the source of this 876-nucleotide messenger RNA. It is a transcript of the gene KTI12, whose product is annotated as Kti12p. Gene Ontology annotation, biological process: tRNA wobble uridine modification. NCBI's taxonomy places the organism in Eukaryota, Fungi, Ascomycota, Pichiomycetes, Serinales, Debaryomycetaceae. The coding region runs from base 1 to 876 and encodes 291 amino acids. The record is from RefSeq and is a predicted model, not a curated record. The transcript has a single exon.